CCCGGAAGUGUCGCUGAAGGAGAGGCUGAUGAUAACAACACAGCUAACUAGACAGUUUGGCUAUUAGAACGGUGACAAGAAAGGCUCUUGUCACUCUGGGGACUCUUGGAGCUUCUCUCUCUCUCUCUCUUCUCUCUGUGUGUGUGUGUGUGUGUGUGUGUGUGUGUGUGUGUGAAAGAGAAAGAUAAGAACAAGUGAGUGUGUGUUCUCUGCACCUCCUUGGAGGAUGACCAUGGAAGAGAUGAGGAUUGAAACCGAGACAAACUCCAUGGUCUCCAUGACGCUAUACGCUGUCAUGUACCCAGUUUUUAACGAGCUGGAGAGGAUCAACUUGUCAGCUGCCCAGACACUGAGGGCAGCCUUCAUCAAGGCGGAGAGGGAGAACCCAGGCCUAACUCAGGACAUCAUAAUGAAAAUUCUGGAGAAGAAAAACGUUCAGAUAAACUACACAGAGUCUCUGCUGCGCAUGGCUGCAGAUGACGUGGAAGAGUUCUUAGUGGACAGGCCAGAGCAGGAGUUCCAGGACCUAAAUGAGAAAUCCAGAGCUCUGAAACACAUCCUCAGUAAGAUACCUGACGAGAUCAACGACAGGGUACGCUUCCUACAGACAAUUAAAGACAUCGCCAGUGCUAUAAAGGAGCUCCUGGAUACAGUCAAUAACGUCUUUAAGAAAUACCACUACCAGAACCGCAGGGCUCUUGAGCACCAGAAGAAGGAGUUUGUCAAAUACUCCAAAAGCUUCAGCGACACUCUCAAAACAUACUUCAAAGAUGGAAAGGCGAUCAACGUGUUCAUCAGUGCGAACAGACUGAUCCACCAAACCAACCUCAUUCUGCAGACCUUCAAGACCGUCUCAUAGGCUUGCCUUGGAGAGGCCAUCCAAUCUUCCAACAAAGCAACAUUAAAAAUGGCAUAUGUUCGGAGAGCACCUUUUACCAGAUUCAAAUGUACUAUAGAGGCUUGAUUUUUACCGGACAGUUUUAAUUUAUACACUUGAGGUGUGUUCAAAAAGGCUGAUGUUAGCAGUGAAAUACGUCAGCUUUUAAACUGUUAGCUAAUGUUAGUGAAUGUUUAAUGGCCAAAAUCUAGCUGAAGAACUUCAGCAUAUGUGAUAGCUUUUUUACUUAUCCCUAGCUACUGUUUAAUUGUUUGAAUCAGCAUUUUAACGUUUAGGGACAGUCUUGUUGAUCGGGCUGUGACGAUAACAGUAUGACAAUAUUUUUUCCAUUUUUCUUUGGUCCUAUAAAAACCUGCUGUAUGUAAAAUAUUCUGUGCUAUAUCUUAGAAAAUAAAUAAAUGUGACAA
Messenger RNA from Salvelinus namaycush (lake trout), 1305 nucleotides. Its product is annotated as programmed cell death protein 10-B-like. Gene Ontology annotation, molecular function: protein kinase binding. Bases 227 to 859 code for a protein of 210 amino acids. Gene Ontology annotation, biological process: regulation of Golgi organization; positive regulation of MAP kinase activity. Gene Ontology annotation, cellular component: Golgi apparatus; FAR/SIP/STRIPAK complex. Lineage: Eukaryota; Metazoa; Chordata; Actinopteri; Salmoniformes; Salmonidae. The record is from RefSeq and is a predicted model, not a curated record. The transcript is spliced from 9 exons.